AUGGACAAGCUAAACAUUCAAUUCGGUGAGAUUUCAUUUUCUUGCCUAUCUGAGAUAGCUACUGUGCUGCAUGCACCCAUAGUUGCACCUACCUACCUGAAUCCAUUGAAAAAGUUGGUUUCCGAUGCAUCAUCGCCGGCAACAGUAAAUCGCAAACAGACACCGACGUCAUCGUCUUGGGUGAAAGAUAAGGGGUCGUUAUCGGAUGAUGAGGAGAAGAAAGAGCAUAUGAGAUUCGCGCAAGUGAAUAGGAAGAAAGAUUUUGUUCACUACGAGAGAGUGAAUGGGGAAAUGGUAAACGUGGUUGAAGGUGUUGAAUUACAUACUGGGGUUUUCGACGCAGAAAAGCAGAUGAAGAUUGUUGAAUGCGUGUAUAAGUAUCAGCAAUUGGGUAGGAAAGGGCAGCUUAGAGCAAGGACAUAUUAUGAACCAAAGAAGCGGAUGGGGCGCAAAGGGCGUACAAUUAUUCAAUUUGGUGGUUGUUACAAUUAUGCAGUGGACAAAAAUGGCAAUCCUCCUGGUAUAAUCAGAGAUGAAGAAGUGGAUCCAUUGCCUGCUGUGUUCAAGCAAAUGAUUAAGCGGAUGGUCAGGUGGCAUAUUUUGCCUCCAACAGCUAUCCCUAAUAGCUGCAUUGUGAACAUUUACGAAGAGGGAGAUUGCAUUCCUCCUCAUAUUGACCAUCACGACUUUAUUCGACCGUUCUGCUCUGUGUCAUUUCUGUCAGAAUGCAACAUUGUUUUUGGCUCAAGUUUGAAGAUUGUUAAUCAUGGCAUUGGAGAAUUUUUUGGUCCUGUUUCGGUACCUCUACCAGUCGGAUCGGUGCUUGUUUUACAAGGUAAUGGAGCUGAUGUUGCGAAGCAUUGCGUACCUCGUGUUCCAUCUAAACGAAUUUCCCUUACUUUUAGAAGGAUGGAUGAAAGCAAAUUGCCUUACAACUACAAACCUGAUCCAGAGCUUAUGAGAAUUCAACCUAUUAUUCUUCGUUCCCCUCAAUUUAAAGAAUCAUCAACUCCACAAAGAGUUGGCACAAAUGAAAAGGUCAAUCACGAUAAACCCCGUUCUUUUCUUGCAUAUGCAACGAACCAGAACAUCCUUGCUGCAAACGAAGAAUUUCCGCCCCUCUCGAAAGCUUCAGUUUUUCAAGCAAGAACAAGACUCAGAACCUGGCCAUUACCUACAACUUUACUUUCUCCAUCUAUUGGAGUAUUGGACAUGCUACUUCAACUCAAUAAUAUUCUUGGUUCAAAUAUAGAAAAACUUACUCACUAA
Molecule: messenger RNA, 1269 nt
Organism: Ipomoea triloba (trilobed morning glory)
Lineage: Eukaryota; Viridiplantae; Streptophyta; Magnoliopsida; Solanales; Convolvulaceae
Product: RNA demethylase ALKBH9B-like
Exons: 7
Coding region: 1-1269 (422 amino acids)
Biological process (GO): mRNA catabolic process
Molecular function (GO): demethylase activity; mRNA binding
Source: RefSeq, a predicted model, not a curated record